AGACUGCAAAUAUCAUAAUUUCAAACCUCCCCUCAUAAACCUCUCUUCUCCAGACUCACCCAAACUCCAAUUCUCUCUCUCUCUCUCUCUGGCGCUUGGUAAACGGUUGCUGUAUCCCCAUGGCUAUCCCAUCAUGCGUGACGAACGACGAGUCGUUUAAACCCUAGACAGCUCUCCGUUUUUGGAUUUUGCGGCUCUCAUCUCCAUGUCGCUGGCCAAGAAUUGAAGUGAUUUGUUUAUGAUGAGAUUUUACUUUUUAUGUGCCAGAUGCAAAUUGUUUAGUGACAGAUGGAGUUGGACAGAAUAAGCAACUUGCCGGGUGGUGUUAUACAGAAGAUAUUGUCGUAUCUGCCGAUCAGGGAGGCUGUGAGGACGAGUGUUUUGUCAAGCAACUGGAGGUGCAAAUGGGCUAUGCUGCCGCGUCUCGUGUUUGAUGAUCAGGAAAUCGGUGUAACCAGCAAGACGAGGAGGAGGAGAACUACUUUUGUGAGCAUUGUUGACCGUGUUCUGUUGCUUCAGAUCGGCCCCAUUGAUGCUUUUGAGCUUGUCUAUAGGAAGUUUAUAGCUGCUAGUGAUGUUGACAGAUGGAUUCUUCAUCUGACGAGGAAGUCUUUGAAAGAGUUCACGCUCACGAAAUCCAGGGGGUCUCAGUAUAUUGUGUCGUCAUGUUUGUUUUCUUGCCAUGAGUUGGUUCAUUUGGAUUUACACAACUGUUUGCUUAAGCCCCCUUCCGCAUUCAAAGGCUUCCGGAGGUUGAAGAGCCUUCGUUUUCAGAAUAUUACUGUUGUCCAAGACGUGUUUGAGAAAUUGAUUGGUUGCUGCCCCCUGCUUGAGAGGCUGAUUCUCAUUGACUUAAAUGGUAUCACCCAUCUCAAGAUUGAUGCACCUAACCUCAAAUUCCUUGAAGUUCAAGAUACUUUUGAGGAUGUUAAGGUUGACAAUACCUUAAAUCUGGCCGAUGUUUCAAUUGAUUUUGGUGAAGCUUCUAGGUACUGUAGCAAUUUGCUCAAGUAUUUUGUUCAGCUACCACUUAUGGAAAGGCUUACAAUCAAGGGUUUCCUCACAAAGUGUGCUAUUGGUGCCUCGGCAGAGGAGCUGCCUGAACCAUGCAGAUGUCUGAAGUUCCUUUCUAUAGGUAUACGCCUGAAUAAUUUGGAGGAGAUAUUAGCUGCGAUAUGCUUUCUGAGAAGCUCACCUGCUCUACAGGAACUCAAAAUUUCAGUUCACCAAGAAGGCGAGGCUGCAGCUGGAGAAGCAACCUAUUGGUUGAACGAAAACCAUAAUUGGGCAUUCACCCAACUGCGACUUAUAAAAGUGACUACCUUCUCUGGUGUUAAGGCUGAAGUAGACUUCAUCAAGUUUCUUCUCUUGACCUCUCCUGCCCUUGAAGAGCUAGAAAUUGUGGCACCUUUUGAAGAUGUGGUUGUUUCAGGAGAAGUGGAUCCUUGGUUAGAUGACAACCUGAACUGGUCGUUCACCCAACUGCGACUUGUGAAAGUGACUUCAUUCUCUGGCGGGAAAGCUGAGGUAGACUUCAUCAAGUUUCUGCUUUUAAGCUCUCCUGCUCUUCAAGAACUACAAAUUUCGGCUCGCGAUCAGGUAGUUCUCGGAGAAGUGAACUCCUGGGUGGAUGACAACCAGAAUUCUGUAUUCACCCACCUACGAGUUGUGCGGUUAACAGGCAUUCAUGGAUUCAAACCUGAAGUAGAUUUCAUCAGAUUCCUGCUUUUAAGUUCCCCUGUGCUUGAGAGGAUGACUAUUCAGCCUACUUCUGUAGAUUGUUCAUUGGAGUUGUUAAAGAAAUUGGUCCAGUUUAGGCGUGCGUCAGUGGAUGCGGAGAUAAGCUACUUGGAUCCACUAAGUUCAGAUUCUGAUGAGGAUUCUGACUUUGAUUCUGAUGAUUAUACCGAUCUCGAGUCUGAUUCAGAUUCUGAUUGAACUGUAUUGCCAGCACUAGUGAAGGUUAUGCGUUCUUGAUGGGAUUUCGCAACUGGUUCUUGUGUUAGCACUCAAGGGUUCAUUUUGACAAUUAGUUGUAGUCUACACCCGGUUAUAGUUUUGUUACUGGUUCUCGUAAAAAUUAGCAUACAGUUUACAGUAGGAGACUAGGAGCCAAGUUCACAGCUUGCAUACUAAAUUGCUAAGAGAUCUUCAUAAUGCUGUGAUGCGGAAACUGAGUGAUCUCAUGUGAAAUUAUGCUGCUUCAUCUCAU
This is a messenger RNA of Argentina anserina (silverweed cinquefoil), 2212 nucleotides long. RefSeq names its product F-box/FBD/LRR-repeat protein At1g13570-like. The transcript is spliced from 6 exons. Gene Ontology annotation, molecular function: protein binding. The record is from RefSeq and is a predicted model, not a curated record. The coding region runs from base 289 to 1938 and encodes 549 amino acids. NCBI's taxonomy places the organism in Eukaryota, Viridiplantae, Streptophyta, Magnoliopsida, Rosales, Rosaceae.